GAGAGUAGGAUAAAAACUGACUCUUUCUGUUCUUCCUGUUCUUCUGAAAAGUUUGAGUCAGUCAGGAUGUUCCUGUCUGGCAGAGAUAUGAGUCACGAUUAGACUCAGACUUCAGGAUUUUGAGUGUUUUCCUUUAAGAGCUGAGGAGCGUCAGCCCCCAGAAAACAAGCAGCCAAAAACUCUGUGUUCCCAGGAAACAGAAAGUUACUUUUGCUUAGAAGAGCAUGGCGUGCAGCUCUGAGCUGCUGGACUGCUCCAUCUGCCUCCAGCUGCUGGAGGAACCAGUGACCACCGCCUGUGGACACAGCUUCUGUAGAGGAUGCAUCGAAACGUUCUGGAAGUCAAAGGCUGACGGGUGGAGCAGCUGCCCUCAGUGCAGGAGGACCUUCAGCUCCAGGCCUGUCCUACACAAGAACAUAGUCCUGAUGGGCUUAGUGGAAGACUACAAGAGGAGAAGUGCUGCUGCUGAUGAAGAUGAUGACGACUACGCCGCACCAGGAGAUAUCCAGUGUGACAUCUGCAGGGGCAGGAAGAAGAAGGCGGACAUGUACUGUCUGGUUUGCUUGGCUUUUUACUGCCAGACUCACCUGCAGCCUCAUUUCGACGUGGCGCCGCUGAAGAAGCACAGCUUGGUCCAGGCUUCCACCAAGGUCAUGGAGAACAUCUGCAGACGUCACGACAGACGUCUGGAGAUGUUCUGCCGCACCGACCAGCAGCUUCUGUGUCCGCUUUGUGUUCUAGCACACAGCGCCCAUGAGGUCGUGGAGAUCAAAGAGGAAAUGAUGGCAAAGCAGAGACUAAUGAGAAGAAAACGGCAGGAAACAGAGAACAGAGUGAAGGAAUCUGAGGGUGAAAUGAUGGAGCUGAAGAAGGCAGCAGACUCUAUCAGGGAUGCUGCCUGGGAGGCGUGUGACGACUUUGAGCAACAAUGCGCCGAGCACAUCCGCUGGUACACACAAUAUCUGGAUGGGAAGUGCAUGGAGAUGAGAGAGACGGUCGGCCAGCUGGAGAAAGCUGGUCUGGACUGGACCUGGAGUCGCCGUGGACAGCUGGAACGGGACGUGAACAGGCUGAAGGGGGUGCAGCACAAACUGUCCCAGCUUUCUCAAACGGACGAUCCCAUUCAGUUUUUCCAGGGGUUUCAGGCUCUCACCGACCUUCUGGCCUUCAAAGGUUCUGAAGAAAGGCCGAACUCUUUAGAAGAGUUUGUUUCUGCGUGCAAGGAGAAGCUAAAACACACGUGCACUAGAGAGAAAGAUCUUUUAUUCCAUCAACCUGGCCAAAAAGAGUUUUUAAAGAUUCCUGGGAAGCAGCACCGAAAAGUCUCAAGAAAAGGGAUCUGUGCCUGGUCCAAGUAUGCUGACUUGGAGUUGGAUUUGAACACAGCUCCUGUUUGUCUCUCCAUUUCAAAAACAAAGAAGUCUGUUUUCUGGGGGGACGGCAACCAGGUAGACGCUGAUCACCCAGACAGAUUCACCUACUUUUACCAGGUUCUGUGCCACAGGGGCCUCAGAGAAACCUCUUACUGGGAGGUGUCGUGGGAUGGCGGCGUCGUGGAGGUGGCGGUGUCGUACAUCGGGAUACAGAGAAAAGGCUCGGGGAGCCAGUGCUGUUUCGGUCACAACAAACUAUCCUGGAAGCUGAUCUGCUCUCCUUCUGGCUGCACGUUCUGGCACAAUAAACUCCACAGAAGUGGGAUUCCUGCAGCGGCCUGCAACCGAGUCGGCGUACAUCUGGAGUAUAUGGAAGGCAGGCUGAGUUUUUACAGCAUUUUAGACCCUAAAACGAUGGUUCUGCUGCACCAGACCCAGACCAUCUUCACCGAGCCGCUCUAUCCCGGUUUUUCUGUUGAUUUGGGGGCAAAACUGAAGAUCUGUAACCUGAAGGCUCCUUCAAAAUCCUGAAGGACGAGAGGAUGAGCUCAGCAUCAUCUUUGAUUA
Molecule: messenger RNA, 1940 nt
Organism: Oryzias melastigma (Indian medaka)
Lineage: Eukaryota; Metazoa; Chordata; Actinopteri; Beloniformes; Adrianichthyidae
Product: E3 ubiquitin-protein ligase TRIM47
Exons: 6
Coding region: 225-1904 (559 amino acids)
Molecular function (GO): protein binding; zinc ion binding
Source: RefSeq, a predicted model, not a curated record